CCUUGAGGACAAUGAGGCCCUGAGAUCAGAAGGUGGCCGCUACGCAUGGUGUAAGAAAGCUGCUCUUGGUAGAGCUUUAGGAAGGCUGUUUUGACACGUUGUGUGCGGUGCCCCUUUUGUAUCAAGUUGGCUUUGCCAAGAUCAAACCUGGUGGCUAGUCAUGAGCCUGGUAAGAAUCAUGGGGUUCUAUGUUGAAUAUGUGAGUCGCACCUUGCAAGGUCAUGGAAGGGGAACGUUCACCAACUUUGCUGGGCUGGCUGCUCGUCAAGGAGCUGAUGGCUCAAUUCAAGUGGUUCAUGUAACAGGAGAAAAGGACCCAUAGAGAAACCAAUGGAACUGUGUGAGGGUCAGGAAGCUGCUAGCAGCUCAUUCCCGCCACUCUCAUAGAGGCUUCACAGAACUCAUGAGAACUGGCUCGCAGGGGCAGAGUUUUCUCGAGGGAAAUUGAGCCAACGCAGGCUGGAAGAUAGACACUGUCAAUAUGGCGCAUCGGUCCAGGUCCUCUCGGAGCUCAGUGGCGUCAUCACGGGCUUCUUACAGCACAAUUGCAGGGGAGGAUAAGGCCGGGACUUCUGGCGAUGAUGUCGCAGCACCGCCACCUGAGCCAAGAAUGCCCCCGCGGCCACAGUCAAAGUCUAAGGUUACCCUGGACGACAACAUCAAUCUUGAGAUCCUGAUGCGCCUCAAGAAAGUGUUUGACGAUGCCGACACGGACAAGGGGGGCACUCUAGACGAGGACGAGUUCGUGCAUGCGUUUAGCGGAGUGAUUGGCGACGAGCACACGGGACCUAAGGAACUGCGGCAGAUGUUCAUGAAGAUCGACGCCAACGCAAGCGGGGAUCUCGACUGGGAGGAGUUUUCUGCGUUCAUGCUACUGUCGAGCCAGGGCCGCGGCCAGAUGCGCAACAAGGAGCAGGUGCCCCAGAUAUUAGAUACCGGGUGGCGGGACAAGAACCACGAGUCCGCCGCGCACCGUGACCUUAUAACGAAGAUUGUGCGCGUCCCGGGGGACCGGUAUGCGUCCGGCAGCCGGGAUGGUACCGUCAGGUUGUGGGGUUGUUUGGACCUGAUGCACCAGCGCACCAUCCAGUGCUGCAAGUCCUGGAUCAGCGACAUCUGCUUCCUUCCCUGCCACAAGAAACUCGCGGUCGCGGCGUGCAACCGCAUGCUCUACAUAUACGACCUCGCGACGUUUGAGGUGGUCGGAAAGAUUAUGGGCCUGGAGCACGUGCCGCUGACGCUGGACUGCCGCAAGGAGGAUAAGUCGUCGGAGGAUUUGCUGCUCAUAGGCGAUGACGGCGGGUACGUGCAUCUGUACAGCAUCGUGGACAAGGACGUCGGGGACAUGCGCCUGGGGGAGAAGCUCGACUGCAACCGAAUCUGGAAGCAUCGAACGCACACAGACUGGGUCACGAAGGUGAAGCACAUACCGGACCUGAGUUGCGUCGCUUCUUCCUCCUUGGACCGCACCAUCGUGUUGAUAGACCCCGAGCGGAGGACGCCGCCCCGAUCACUUAGCGGCCAUGGCAAAGGCAUCUACUCAUUUGCUUGGAGCAAGAAUCACAAGAUCAUCAUCAGCUGCGGUCUGGACCGGCACCUCGUGUUGUGGAACCCCUUUUCGGGCCAGCCGCUGGCGUCACUGCACGGGCAUACGUCAUGCAUCCAGGACGUCAUCGUUCAUGAUGGCCACAACCAGAUCGUCAGCGUGGGGGUUGACAAGUCCAUGCGGGUUUGGGACAUCCGGAGCCACAAGUGCAUCCAGGUCAUGAUCGACAAGGCGCAGUAUCGGCCCGAGAACCGCAUCGGUGCGAUCAUGUUCGACCCCGCGCGCUCGUUUCUGAUCACCGGCGCGACGCGGCUGAAACCCUGGCCGCUCAAAACCCUGGAGGACAGCUUCGGGAUGGCGCACGCGACCGCGGUCACGGCCGCGCUCUACAACGCGAGCCUGGAACAGGUCGUGAGCGGAGACCAGAGUUCCAUCGUCUGCGUGUGGGACCUGGCGACCGGAAAGCUGACGUUCCGCUUCGCGAGCACGCCCAACGAGGGCAAAAUCACGGCCAUGUCGUUUGAUUCGAACAAGCGACGCCUUCUGAUUGGAUUCCACGAUGGUUCCGUUAAGAUGUGGAAUCCAAACAACGGGGAGUGCCUGAAGGAACUUGCGAGCCGGACGUCUGUGGAAGUGACCGGUCUGGCCAACCAUAAAGGUGGCUACCAGUCCCGGCAAAUCAUUGGCGUUGGAUGGAACAGAAAGGUGACGCUGUGGGAGGAAGCCGACCGGCGGAUCCUGUACCCGAUCAAACUGCUGCCGGGCCACCAUGACGACAUCCUGACGUUAGCAGUCUCGCCGCCGUACACGCUCGCGACCGGGGCGCACGACGGGACGAUCAUAUUGUGGAACAUCGAUAGCGGGGCCAUCCGGUGCAAGCUGACGCCUCCAUAUACGGAGGGGCGACCCCCCCACGAGAGGUCCGUGGAGAAGGUCGCCUUCUUCAACGGCCCCAAGAAGAACCUCCUUUGUUCCUGCGGGGCCGACGGAAUGAUCCGCGUGUGGGACUCCAUCGACGGAACGCUCGCUUCAGAGUUGGACGCUCAACACAAGGCGGGGGAGAGUCUGGUCGGGCUGGCCAUCAGCCAGGACAACGCCAUCCUAGUUACCGGCGACGCCACAGGAUACCUCAAGGUCUGGGACACCAGCCGGUACCAGGGGCGGCGGCGCGGCGGCGCGAGCAACGAUGUCGAACCGGAGGCGUUCCUUGAAGGCGGCGGCUGGAAGGCGCACGCGGCGACCAUCUCAAGCAUAGAAGUGGUCGACAGGGACGCCCUCAUUUUGACGGCGUCUGCCGACACAUUUGUCAGUCUCUGGUCUCUCGACGGCCAGAUCGUCGGCCACUUCGGGCGCGACACAUGGAUCCUUUCCGACCGUGCCACGUGGCGCUCAGAGCGGACGUCCAGCGAGAGUGUCAGCCGGCGCAAUAGUGAGCGGGAGGGUUCGAAAGAGAACGUCGAAUCCGUAGGCGGGAAAAGCGCCGGGUUCACAGGGAGAAGGGGCUUCGACUUCGAAGAGGACCCCAGGCACGUGUUGCGAUCUUGGGCUGGCAGCCCUUCGCGCCCUCAGAGCAGCGCUUUGUACGAGAAGCGAGUGUACCGACCAAAAGGCGACGAGGCACUCAACCACUGCCUCACGGAAGGUCGCCCCAGCUCGUCCAUCGCUCACCUGCUGCACAUACAAGGCCUCAAGGACCUCGGAUCGAAGCCGGCCCGCGUCACUCCGUCCGCCGGUAGAGCCAUCCACACGUCCGCACAUAAACAGGGCAGUCCGAACCGUCCGGCGCGGCCCCAGACAGCCAUAGGAAUCGUCAGAAGCUCUUACGCGAGCCCUUCGGAUAGCGCGACCAAAAUCUCCGCUCGCCCGACGACCGCGAACCCGAGGAAAAGCACGUCGCUCCACGACCCGGGUCUUGCGCGCCGGCCCUCUUCCGCUUUUAGUAGGAGGGACGAGCGGUAAACCAACUUUCCGUCGUAUCUACCAAGAAGCGGUUUACCUCGCCUCGCACGCUGCACUUUAUGGCUUGAGAGCAUCGUCAUUCGCAAUGCACCGUAUGUACUACUAGUUAGUGGUAGGCAAUUUGUGCGUCUGCAAUCAGAGGGAUCCGUAUCGACUCGGGUCGCAUACGGCAUGUACAAGGAAUCAGGCGCCAGUGACUGGUCAAUAAGGGUGAUAUCCCUCGAACUUGGAUCAUAAGUGAUUCCUGUGAAAGUGACUUCGAUCUAGAGAAGGAGCACUCGGAGACGGCAAUAAUGGAGCAAGAUGCAUCACCGGGCCUCUGCAAACUCUUGUAAAGUUGUGUAGGUCUCGGUUGCAUGGGACGUUUGCUUGGUCACUGGGGCAAUAAGGAGAUCCUACUUCAAUUUGACACUCGCUGGUAUGAUGACUAGCUGCAUUUGAGACCGGACAGGACUUCCAAAAGUUUAUUUUGUUCUUGGCCAGAGGCCUCUGUAUCUGGCUUGCUAGCUCAUAAGGCAUCUUUGUCAACUUUUCGAUGAUACGUGACCUCGUGGGGCAAUUUGAAGACUGAGAG
This is a messenger RNA of Klebsormidium nitens, 4079 nucleotides long. The record is from the annotation of a GenBank genome assembly. NCBI's taxonomy places the organism in Eukaryota, Viridiplantae, Streptophyta, Klebsormidiophyceae, Klebsormidiales, Klebsormidiaceae.